AUGAAACAAGAGAAGAAGAAGAAGAAGAAGAAGAAGAAGAAGAAGAAGAAGAAGAAGAAGAAGAAGAAGCAGCAGCAGCAGCAGCAAACAUCAUGGUAUCCAUCGCAUCUUUCAAAAUCGUGGCUUCAAGCGUCCAACCGAACAACCAAGCGUCGCAUGAUCAUCACAAGAAUACGAAACAGCGCAGAACUUGUUCAUGAUGGGGCCAGGAGGAGCGAGGCGAGCGACUAG
Molecule: messenger RNA, 231 nt
Organism: Penicillium oxalicum
Lineage: Eukaryota; Fungi; Ascomycota; Eurotiomycetes; Eurotiales; Aspergillaceae
Exons: 2
Coding region: 1-231 (76 amino acids)
Source: RefSeq, a predicted model, not a curated record